CCCGUACAACUGUUAGUGUGUUCCCAUGAGCUUUAUCGUUCGGUCAAAAAUAACAAACACACAAAUGGUAUUAUUCCUCGCGUUUGGUUAGUAUAUGACAGUAUAUGGUUUUCGACAAAAUAAUUUUAAAUUAAAUUAGUGUACAAGAAAUACCACGAGACGUUAAAAACUGUGAUACGCGGGUGUUAAGCAAACUGUGAUUAAAUUUUUGUUCAGCUAAAUUGUCCAAAAAUGGGACAAGUCACAAUAAUUUUAGCAGCAUUUGUAGUGACAGGUUUAUGUCAAACUCAAACAAAUGUUGAUUCAUCAGUUUCACAUGGAUUUAUGCCAAUCAACAACAAUCAACCAUCAACAGUUGCUGUAGUUGCACCAGAAACUUCGUCGGUUCAAAGUAGGGAUUACUCAGGUGGUUCCGAUUUCUAUGGUUAUAAUGGUUAUCCAGCUAGUUAUGGACCACCAAGUUCAAGUUAUGGAUCAUCGGGAUCUGGAGUUUCAUUCGAACCAUCUUCGCCAGGUGAAUCUAGUUCCUAUUCUGGUUCUAGUUACAGUGUUCCGUACUAUCCAUCGUAUGGAGAAGACACGAAAAAACGCAAGCCAAGUUAUGCUGCACCAUAUUAUCCACCUACAACAGUUGCUUGUCCAAGUCCACUUACCAAUAAUAUUUUAACUGAUAUUUUGAAGACCGGAAGUACUGCGAAAUUUGGCCUUAUCAAAUCAGUCAUUGCUGCUAUUGUUACAUUGUUCCUCGCAAAGAUUCCCAUACUUUUAGCAGUUAAAGCUUUAAUUCUAAAACUUUUCGUGGCACCCAUAGCUAUUGUUGUACUGUCAUUACCCAUACUCGUCCCCGCGGCUCUCUUAUUUCAACCAUUAUGGAAAAGAUGGAAGGAAUUCGUGGGCCUUGACUCUAAGCCGCAGAUGGUUAUGAUGAUGCCUUCAAAUGACACUAAUUCAACAACGACCCCAGCCAAAACAAGAGCACUGGAAAACAAUUUGGAGAGUGUAUUAAGCAACUUACUUGAGUCAGAGAAGUGUAUGGAAAGACUUGCGUGUCAGUUGGGAGUUCGUGAUUCAAAAGCAGAAUUCAAACAGCAAGUUUCGUGGGUAUUGAAGUUUUUGCAAUCACUCCGAGUAGUUCAGAAUAAUCCACAGAUCAGGGAUAAACUAAAACAGUAUCGAGAAGCAUAUAUAUACGGAAUAGAAUCGGGUCAAGGCAUAGGAGAUGAAGAAAAUAUGGUGAACUCUGUUUGUUCAGAAGUACGUUACCCAUGUAGGAGUACUCAAAGGUCUUUGCAAAGAAGUACUAGAAUGCUUGUAGAUUUUGCUGGAUAUUGAUCCACUCACAAUAAUAUUACAAUCCUAACUAUUUGUAAAUAAUGCUAUAUUUAUUAUUUAUUUAUUCGAAGCUAGUGUUUUUUAAAGCACAAAAUUUUGUAUUAAUAUGUUGAUAUUUGCUACUCAAUAAUAUUAAAUGAACAAUCAAAAUAUUUAUUAUUCAUUAUUUAUACAAUUGAUAUAAAUUACAAAAUUAAAUGUUGAUCUAUUUGAUCUUA
Molecule: messenger RNA, 1550 nt
Organism: Daktulosphaira vitifoliae (grape phylloxera)
Lineage: Eukaryota; Metazoa; Arthropoda; Insecta; Hemiptera; Phylloxeridae
Exons: 5
Coding region: 232-1332 (366 amino acids)
Source: RefSeq, a predicted model, not a curated record